This is a messenger RNA of Aspergillus chevalieri, 813 nucleotides long. Its product is annotated as BTB/POZ domain-containing protein. The transcript is spliced from 4 exons. The record is from RefSeq and is a predicted model, not a curated record. Bases 1 to 813 code for a protein of 270 amino acids. Gene Ontology annotation, molecular function: protein binding. NCBI's taxonomy places the organism in Eukaryota, Fungi, Ascomycota, Eurotiomycetes, Eurotiales, Aspergillaceae.
AUGAUCUCAACUAAGCGCCCACUGCCCCCAGAGAACACCUCCAAGUAUCGCCCCGGCAAGACCUGCUCCCGAACUAGAAAUCCCGUCCGAGAAGAACGAGAGUCCAGGCGACCAGAAAGGCGACACAAACCCAGUAGCCCACAGGAUCGAAGCCCCUCAGACUCCCCAAUCGUAACCCUUAGCGUCGGUCCCGAAAAGCGCCUCUUCGCCUGCCACGAAGACGUCCUCUGCGCAUCGCCGUACUUUGCAACCUUCUGUCGCGAGCGAUUCGGUAUUUCGGCAAGAGCCAAACGGAUCGAGCUCCCUAAUGAACAACCAGAGGUUCUAUCAUGUGUUCUGGAGUACCUGUACAGGGCCGACUAUACGCCCAGACUAGUUCAUAAUGCGCGACGGGAGCAGUGGGAGCUGGAAGAUAUGGGGACAGACAGUGAGGGACAGAGCCAUGGUGCUACGAUGUUCCAUCAGGCGGCUGGAGGUGUGAUUUUGAGGGAUACAGCUGUCUACUGUGCCGCAGAAAAAUACACUCUCGAGCCUCUAAAACGCCUCGCGCUACGCAAGCAGGGCCUCCACACGGGCAUCCAAUGCAGCACGAUCCUCACCAGCGCGCGCUACGCCUACGCUAACACGCCCGAUACCGAGUCGAAGCUUCGAGCGCACUAUCUUGCGCUGAUUAUCCGGAGUCGGUCGACGUUUAAGAGGAGUGGGACUAUGCAGAUGCAGAUGGAGGAGGGGGGAAAGUUGUUUUUUGAUUUGUUUGUUGCGAUGUGUAAUCAUAUGGAUGAUCUUUCGGCUAUGGCUAAGCGGGACCGUUGA